This is a messenger RNA of Fusarium fujikuroi IMI 58289, 906 nucleotides long. RefSeq lists its product as uncharacterized. The record is from RefSeq and is a predicted model, not a curated record. The transcript has a single exon. The coding region runs from base 1 to 906 and encodes 301 amino acids. NCBI's taxonomy places the organism in Eukaryota, Fungi, Ascomycota, Sordariomycetes, Hypocreales, Nectriaceae.
AUGGUCCGAACAAAGACAGGGCCUAGGACCCUGGAGGAGAGGUACCCCAAGGACAAGUACCCCAGCGGCCCACCCCAGAUUUCCUUGCCACCCAGACUCCCACUAGUAUCUAACAACCGCAUCUUCAACGAUCACACCGGCAGACCAGCCUUGAUGUCAUGGGAGAGCUCGGGGGUCUGUCCCUUGCCUCCUCUUGCCUCGUGGGUCUUCUAUAUGGUUCAUCCAGAUGUGCCGCGUGACUUUGAUGGGUGCAUAUUCCAGAAUGGUCUUGAGGAUGGUGAGCCCCAGGUGAGGGGUGGCAGGUUUCGGUGGGAGUUCUUCUUUCUCCCAGGUGCCACGACUGAAGAAUGCCAUGAGCACUACCGCGGGGAGCUAAAGGCUCGAGGGACCAUAUGGCGGCACAUCCGUAAGGUCAAGAGAGCCAUGAAGCUCGAGAAGCAGAAAAGCCACCAACCAGUGGAGGAUGAUCCGGUAGAGGAGUCAGUUUCUGGUCUGGGAUCCACGAAACCUGAGUCCUCUUCUGAUGAAGAAGCCACUGCCAACAACCAACAACUUCCUGGCUUGGUAUGGCCCAAACACGAUCGCGAUUGCUCUUUUGUGAUGUACCGCGGCUGGUUCUUUGUGUAUCCACAUGCAAAUAUCGAUUGUCGAGGUGCCGAUGGUGCGGCACGUGAAAUAGAUAUCGUCAGAUUUGAUCCCAUCGAUCAGGAAGACGAAUGGGGAGAAGAUGAAGUUCGGACGUUCGACCCGAUGGAACACCCUAUUCACGUAACACGAAAGAAAGCCAGAGAAGAUUAUGAGCAAGGGGUUAAGGAGUGGAUGUACAGGAGAAUAUGUUCACACUGGGAGCGGUCGGCCGACGAAGCCACGGAUGACGCGCUGAAGCUAGGCUGGCAAUCUUGGUAA